CCGGGCGCCAUUGGGAGCGUGGCGGUAGCCCGGCGCCGCGGUCCGGCCCCGCCGACCCCGAUGCCCUCUAGUGGCGCCGUGUCUCGAAGCCGCCCGAGGGGACGAGCCAUGGCAGCGCGGGGCUUGGAGGGUGCGCGGCGCGGGAGCGUGCGGCGGGCGGGCGCGCGCGAGGCGCAGGGCGAGGGCCCCGCGGGCGCCAUGGCGGCGGCGCUGCAGCAGCUGCUGGAGCGGCCUGAGCUGGCCAAGCUGCCGCGCGCCGCGCAGGCCAAGCUGGAGAAGCUGCUGGGCGAGCAGCAGGCCGAGCUGGACGCGCUGCGCGGCCGCCACGAGCGCUUCAAGGUGGACAGCGAGCAACAGUACUUCGAGAUCGAGAAGCGGCUGUCGCACACUCAGGAGCGACUCGUCUCUGAGACCCAGGAGUGCCAGAGCCUGCGGCAGCAGCUGGACAAGCUCAGCGGCCAGCUGAAGGCGGUCACUGAGAAAAACAAAGAGCUUGAAGCCGCUCAGGAUCGCAGCAGCGCUGCCCAGAGCCAGUUUACGAGGACAAAGGAAGAGUUAGAAGCCGAGAAGAGAGACUUGGUCAGAACCAACGAGAGACUGUCUCAGGAGCUGGAGUACCUGACAGAGGAUGUUAAGCGUUUAAAUGAGAAACUCAAGGACAGCAACACCAGCAAGGGGGAGCUUCAGUUAAAACUGGACGAGCUUCAGGCUUCUGAUGUUUCUGUCAAGUACCGGGAAAAGCGCCUGGAGCAGGAGAAGGAGCUGCUGCACAGCCAGAACACAUGGCUGAGCACGGAGUUGAAGCAGAAGACGGACGAGCUGCUGGCCCUGGGCCGGGAGAAGGGCAACGAGAUCCUCGAGCUCCGAUGCAGCCUCGAGAACAAGAAGGAGGAGGUCUCCAGGUUGGAGGAACAGAUGAACGGCUUGAAGUCGUCGAAUGAGAACCUCCAGAAGCACGUGGAGGACCUGCUGGCCAAACUGAAGGAGGCUAAGGAGCAGCAGGCCAGCAUGGAGGAGAAGUUCCACAGCGAGCUGAACGCGCAUAUCAAGCUCUCCAACCUCUACAAGAGCGCGGCUGACGACUCGGAGGCCAAGAGCAACGAGCUGAGCCGGGCCGUGGACGAGCUGCACAAGCUGCUGAAGGAGGCUGCUGAAGCCAAUAAGACGGUGCAGGACCACCUCCUGGAGGUGGAGGAGUCUCGAGACCAGAUGGAGAAGGAGAUGCUGGAGAAGGUCGGGCGGCUGGAGAAGGAGCUGGUGAACGCCAAUGACCUGCUCUCCGCGACCAAGCGGAAAGGCGCCAUCCUGUCGGAGGAGGAGCUGGCGGCCCUGUCCCCCACCGCGGCCGCCGUGGCCAAGAUCGUGAAGCCCGGGAUGAAGCUGACCGAGCUGUACAACGCCUACGUGGAGACGCAGGACCAGCUGCUCCUGGAGAAGCUGGAGAACAAGCGGGUCAACAAGUACCUGGACGAGAUCGUGAGGGAGGUCGAGGCCAAGGCCCCCAUCCUGAAGCGGCAGCGGGAGGAGUACGAGCGGGCGCAGAAGGCUGUGGCCAGCCUGUCGGCGAAGCUCGAACAGGCCAUGAAGGAGAUCCAGCGGCUGCAGGAGGACACGGACAAGGCCAACAAGCACGCGUCCGUGCUGGAGCGGGACAACCAGCGGAUGGAGGGCCAGGUCAAGGACCUCUCCCAGCAGAUCCGCGUGCUCCUCAUGGAGCUGGAGGAGGCCCGUGGCAACCACGUCAUCCGCGACGAGGAGGUGAGCUCGGCCGACAUCAGCAGCUCGUCGGAGGUGAUCUCCCAGCACCUGGUCUCCUACCGCAACAUCGAGGAGCUGCAGCAGCAGAACCAGCGGCUCCUGGUGGCGCUGCGGGAGCUGGGCGAGACCCGGGAGCGGGAGGAGCAGGAGACGGCCACGUCCAGGAUCUCCGAGCUGCAGCUGCAGCUGGAGAGUGCCCUGAGCGAGCUGGAGCAGCUGCGGGAGUCGCGCCAGCAUCAGAGGCAGCUGGUGGAGUCCAUCGUGCGCCAGCGCGACAUGUACCGCAUCCUCCUGUCGCAGACCACGGGCGUGGCCAUCCCCGUGCAGGCCUCCAGCCUAGACGAGAUCUCGCUGGUGUCCACGCCCAAGCGGCCGAGCACAGCCCAGGGUGCGUCCACGCCCACGCCAGUGUCCAUCGCCGAGCCAACAGAGGCCGUGGAGGCCAAGGCCGCUCUGAAACAGCUGCAGGAAAUCUUCGAGAACUACAAGAAGGAGAAGGCGGAUCACGAGAAGCUGCAGAACGAGCAGCUGGAGCGGCUGCAGGAGCAGGUCACGGACCUGCGCUCCCAGAACACCAAGACCUCCACGCAGCUCGAGUUCGCUUCCAAGCGCUACGAGAUGCUGCAGGACAACGUCGAGGGCUACCGCCGGGAGAUCAGCUCCCUGCACGAGAGGAACCAGAAGCUCACGGCCACGACGCAGAAGCAGGAGCAGAUCAUCAACACCAUGACGCAGGACCUGCGGGGCGCCACCGAGAAGCUGGCCGUGGCCGAGGUGAGAGCCGAGAAUCUGAAGAAGGAGAAGGAGAUGUUCAAGCUGUCCGAAGUCCGUCUGUCCCAGCAGAGGGAGUCUCUGCUGGCCGAGCAGCGGGGCCAGAACCUGCUGCUGACCAACCUGCAGACGAUCCAGGGCAUCCUGGAGCGCUCGGAGACGGAGACGAAGCAUCGGCUCAACAGCCAGAUCGAGCGGCUGGAGCAGGAAAUCGCGCACCUGAAGAAGAAGCUGGAGAACGAGCUGGAGCAGAGGCACAUGCUCACCCGGAACCUGGACGUCCAGCUCUUGGAUACGAAGAGGCAGCUGGACACUGAGGCGAACCUUCACCUCAACACCAAAGAGUUGCUGAAGAACGCCCAGAAGGAGGCCGCAGCCCUGAAGCAGCACCUGAGCAACCUGGAGGCACAGCUGGCCUCCCAGUCCUCCCAGAGAGCGGGCAGAGGUCAGGCCGGCAGCAGAGACGACGUGGACGAGCUCCUGGGCCAGCUCCGGCAGGCGGAGGAGCAGGUGAACGACCUCAAGGAGCGGCUGCGCACGAGCUCCAACUCCGUGGAGCAGUAUCGGGCCAUGGUGACCAGCCUGGAGGGGUCCCUCAACAAGGAGAAGCAGGUGACGGAGGAGGUGCAGAAGAACAUCGAGGUGCGCCUAAAGGAGUCGGCCGAGUUCCAGACGCAGCUGGAGAAGAAGCUGAUGGAGGUCGAGAAGGAGAAGCAGGAGCUCCAGGACGACAAGAGGAAGGCCGUCGAGAGCUUGGAGCAGCAGUUGUCGGAGCUGAAGAAGUCGCUGGCCGCUGUGCAGAACGAGGUGCAGGAGGCCCUGCAGCGGGCCAGCACCGCCCUGCGGAACGAGCAGCAGGCCAGGCGCGACUGCCAGGAGCAGGCGAAGAUGGCCCUAGAGGCGCAGAACAAGUACGAGCGGGAGCUGAUGCUGCACGCAGCCGACGUGGAGGCCCUGCAGGCGGCCAAGGAGCAAGCGUCCCGCGUGGCGGCUGCCCGCCAGCAGCUGGAGGAGAGCGCCCGCAGGGCCGAGUCCCAGCUGCUGGAGGGCAGGGCCUCCUGGGAGGAGCGCGAGCGCAUGCUGAAGGACGAGAUGUCCAAGAGCGCGUCGCGCUGCGAGGACCUGGAGAAGCAGAACCGGCUGCUGCACGACCAGAUCGAGAAGCUGAGCGACAAGGUGGUGGCCGCCGUUCGGGAGGGCGCGCCAGGCGCCGCCAGCGUCCCACUCAGCGAGGAGGGCAAGUCCCAGGAGCAGGUGCUGGAGAUCCUCAGGUUCAUCCGCCGGGAGAAGGAGAUCGCGGAGACGCGGUUCGAGGUGGCGCAGGUGGAGAGUCUGCGCUACCGGCAGCGGGUGGAGCUGCUGGAACGGGAGCUGCUGGAGCUGCAGGAGAGCCUCAGCGCCGAGAGGGAGAAAGUGCAGGUGACGGCGAAGACGAUGGCGCAGCACGAGGAGCUGAUGAAGAAGACGGAGACCAUGGCCGUCGUCAUGGAGACCAACAAGAUGCUCCGGGAGGAGAAGGAGCGGCUGGAGCAGGAGCUGCAGCAGACGCAGGCCAAGGUCAGGAAGCUGGAGCUGGACAUCCUCCCCCUGCAAGAGGCCAACGCCGAGCUGAGCGAGAAGAGCGGCAUGCUGCAGGCCGAGAAGAAGCUGCUGGAGGAGGACGUCAAGCGCUGGAAGGCGCGGAACCAGCACCUGCUGAGCCAGCAGAAGGACCCGGACACGGAGGAGCACCGGAAGCUGCUGGCCGAGAAGGAGGUGCACACGAAGCGCAUCCAGCAGUCCACGGAGGAGAUCGGGCGGCUCAAGGCCGAGAUCGCCAGGUCAAAUGCAUCUUUGACUAAUAACCAGAACUUAAUCCAGAGUCUAAAGGAAGAUUUAAAUAAAGUAAAAACAGAAAAGGAAGCCAUUCAAAAAGACCUAGACGCCAAGAUAGUUGACAUUCAAGAGAAAGUCAAAACCAUUACACAAGUCAAGAAAAUCGGGCGAAGAUACAAAACCCAGUAUGAAGAGCUUAAAGCUCAGCAGGAUAAGGCCCUGGAGACGUCGGCGCAGGGUCCUGGGGCCCAGCAGGAGCACCAGGCCUCGGCCCAGGAGCUGCAGGAGCUCAGGGAGACGCUGGCCCAGGCCGAGACCAAGUGCAAGUCACUCGAGAGCCAGGUGGAGAGUCUGCAGAAGGCGCUGUCCGAGAAGGAGGCGGAGCUGCGGGGCGCCCAGGAGCAGGCGGGCCGGCUGCAGGCCGAGCUGCAGGACCGGGCCACGCAGGAGGAGCAGCUGCGCCAGCAGAUCACCGAGAAGGAGGAGAAGACGCGCAAGGCCAUCGUGGCCGCCAAGUCCAAGAUCGCACACCUGGCCGGCGUGAAGGAGCAGCUGACGAAGGAGGCCGAGGAGCUGAAGCAGCGGGCCGGGGCCCUGGAGCAGCAGAAGGACGAGCUGGAGGUGCGCAUGACGGCCCUCAAGUCCCAGUACGAGGGCCGAAUCAGCCGGCUGGAGCGCGAGCUGCGCGAGCAGCAGGAGCGGCACCUGGAGCAGCGAGACGAGCCGCAGGAGCCGCCCAGCAAGGCGCCUGAGCAGCAGCGGCAGAUCACCCUGAAGACGACGCCCGCCUCAGGCGAGAGGGGCACCACCAGCACCUCGGACCCGCCCACGGCCAACAUCAAGCCCACGCCCGUCGUGUCCACGCCCAGCAAGGUGACCGCCGCGGCCAUGGCCGGGAACAAGUCCACCCCGCGGGCCAGCAUCCGGCCCAUGGUCACGCCGGCCACGGUCACCGCCCCGACCACCACGCCCACGGCCACCGUGAUGCCCACCACGCAGGCCGAGUCCCAGGAAGCCCUGCAGGCGGAGGGGCCCGUGGAGCAUGUGCCCGUGUUCGGGAGCGCCAGCGGCUCCGUGCGCUCCACCAGCCCCAACGUGCAGCCGUCACUGUCGCAGCCCCUGCUGGCCGUGCAGCAGAGCCAGGCCACCGCCUUCGUGCAGCCCACCCAGCAGAGCCUCCCGCCCUCGGAACCCGCCGGCCAGGAGCUACCCGCCGGCGUGCUGGAGGCCGUGCAGAGCUCCCCGGUCGAGCGCCCGUCCACCUCCACGGCCGUGUUUGGCACCGUUUCAGCCACCCCGAGCUCGUCCCUGCCCAAGCGCGUGCGUGAGGAGGAGGAGGACAGUGUCGUCGAGCCAUCCGACCAGCUCUCGGACGAUGCCGUGGAGAUGCCCCUCUCCAAGAGGCUGAAGAGCGUCACCCCCGUGGGCGCCGAGGAGGAGGCCAUGGCGGAGGAGAGCACGGACGGCGAGGCCGAGACGCAGGGCUACACGCAGGACUCACAGGACUCCCUGGGCGAGGGCGUGGCGCAGGGCGAGUACCCGCCCAUGGAGGUCGGCGAGGAGACCCCCCAGUCCUUGCGCGGGGACCUGGGGCCCCUGCAGCCUGACCAGCAGGCGGCGGCCCAGGACGGCCAGGGCCGGGGCGACGACGUCAUCGUCAUCGACAGCGACGACGAGGAGGAGGAGGACGACGACAACGAUGGGGAGCACGAGGACUACGAGGAGGACGAGGAGGAGGAGGAUGAUGAUGAGGACGACACGGGGAUGGGCGACGAGGGGGAGGACAGCAACGAGGGCACAGGCAGUGCCGAUGGCAACGAUGGCUACGAGGCCGACGACGCCGAGGGCGGAGGCGGCACGGACCCCGGCACGGAGACGGAGGAGAGCCUGGGCGGCGGCGAGAGCGGCCAGCGGGCAGCCGACUCCCAGCACUGUGACGGGGCCUCCCCCGAGGCGGCCUUCGCCCAGGACAUGCCCCGAGAGCAACAGCCGUCCUCCGCCUCAGAGAGGCAGGCGCCCCGCGCCCCCCCGUCUCCCCGCCGGCCGCCGCACCCGCUGCCCCCCCGCCUCACCAUCCAUGCGCCCCCCCAGGAGCUGGGGCCCCCCGUCCAGAGGAUCCAGAUGACUCGCCGGCAGUCUGUGGGACGCGGGCUCCAGCUGACCCCGGGCCUCGGCGGUGUGCAGCAGCACUUCUUUGACGACGAGGACAGGACCGUCCCUAGCACCCCGACGCUGGUGGUCCCUCACCGCACGGACGGAUUCGCCGAGGCCAUCCAUUCCCCGCAAGUGGCCGGUGUCCCUCGAUUCCGGUUCGGGCCGCCCGAGGACAUGCCGCAGACGAGCUCCAGCCACUCGGACCUGGGCCAGCUCGCGUCGCAGGGAGGUCUGGGCAUGUACGAGACGCCCCUCUUCCUGGCCCACGAGGAGGAGUCCGGCGGCCGCAGCGUCCCCACCACGCCCCUGCAGGCGGCAGCCCCAGUGAGCGUGUUUGCCGAGAGUGCCGACGCCUCCGAGCCCGCCUCCCAGUCCGUGCCCAUGGUGACCACGUCCACCGGGCCCCUGUCCUCCAGCCACGAGAGCCCGGCCGGCGACGACGGCGACGAGGUCUUCGUGGAGGCCGAGUCCGAGGGGCUGAGCUCCGAGGCCGGCCUGGAGAUGGACAGCCAGCAGGAGGAGGAGCCCGCGCCCGCCUCCGACGAGGCCGACCUGCCCUCCACCAGCCAGGACCCCCCGUCCAGCUCCUCCGUGGACCCCAGCAGCAGUCAGCCCAAGCCCUUCCGGCGUGUCCGGCUCCAGACCACGUUGAGGCCCGGCGUCCGAGGCCGCCAGUUCAACAGGCAGCGAGACACAGGCGCUGAGAAAGGCCUCUCUGGGCCACGGUGGGGGCUUGUGAGCCAAACCAGUGACCCCCACAGCCGCACGCCGUCUCCGCCCGUCUGGACUCCAGGAUUCCUUCCGCUCCUGAGCUGGACGCUUCUCAGAUACGGCAAGCCCCACCCACGGUCGCUAGAGCUAGGCUCAGAGCACUGAGCUGAGGGUCAGGAGCAGCUUGAAG
Molecule: messenger RNA, 7399 nt
Organism: Sorex araneus (European shrew)
Lineage: Eukaryota; Metazoa; Chordata; Mammalia; Eulipotyphla; Soricidae
Gene: TPR
Product: translocated promoter region, nuclear basket protein
Exons: 52
Coding region: 61-7374 (2437 amino acids)
Biological process (GO): protein import into nucleus; mRNA export from nucleus
Cellular component (GO): nuclear pore
Molecular function (GO): structural constituent of nuclear pore
Source: RefSeq, a predicted model, not a curated record